Molecule: messenger RNA, 1899 nt
Organism: Cercospora beticola
Lineage: Eukaryota; Fungi; Ascomycota; Dothideomycetes; Mycosphaerellales; Mycosphaerellaceae
Product: DUF3176 domain-containing protein
Source: RefSeq, a predicted model, not a curated record
AAAUCUAGGCUUGAGUAUGGGCUAUGUUAGGUGCCAUGUCAACGAAUACACAUAAAGUAUCGUGCGUCUGCGCAUCGUUCACUAUCAACCACAAUUACCGUCUUUUGCUCUUCGACGUCGCUAAUCAUGGUCAACGUCGGCCUCAGAGACCUGGGACUGCAAGAGCGCUCGAAUGUCGCUCAACAGUACCGCGAUGCAACUCGUUCUGACAGACAUGCCUGGAGAGGCGGCGUCCUUCGACGCAUGCCCUGGGUCGGGCUACUCGCCCUUUCCCUAGCACUUCUGUGUAUUGCUGGAGCCGUGGCCAUCCUCUUCUUCUCAGACGGUAGACCAAUCGGAAGCUGGAAAUACUCACCUUCGGUCUAUGUAUCGUUCGCAUAUACCAUCGCCAAUGUCCUUCUUCAAGAUGCAAUGAGCCGAGGUGCUACGAUAAAUUGGUGGAAGAGAGCAAUAGCAGACGGCACAAACAUUGGAGAUCUUCAUCGCAAUUGGGACUAUGGAAGCUCGGCGCUCGCAAGUUUGAAGGCAGGGAGACACUUCAACUUCAUCGCGUUCGUUACGCUUUUCCUGACUAUUACGCCUCUCAAUGGACCACUGCUUCAACGUUCGUCGGAAGUCGAGAUCUCGAAAGCUGUAUCCAAUGUCGAUGUCAGCAUCCAGGCUGCGCAGAGGAUUGAUCUUCCGACUGGAUACAUGUCUGGCCGUCUCCGGGUUGUCCCACUGCUGCACGAGGACUUUGCGCCAGUGUUCCGAGCUUUCGAAAGCGGACGGAGCAUACCUGCCAACAAGACUGGCUGCUCCGGUGAUGGCAAGUGCAGUGGUCGCCUGAAAGCCGCUGGCUUAUCUGUCAACUGUUCCUCUUACACUGUGCCAUUCAGCGUAGUGCCCGGCGACAACUGCAACUCCAUCGACCCAGAGAUCAGCCAGGAAUGCAUCAAUGCACAGGCCGGCACGUUUGUCUACCGGUCUGCUUUAAGCUGGGUCUACGACCAGCCAGGUCGCAUGAAUCUGGACAUCCAGUACAAAGACAACUCUGAUUGUGAGGGCGUGCUCAUGGUUCAGAACCGCGCUCUGCAAGCUGCGACGGUAGAGUAUCCUGUCAUCAUCGAUGGCAAUAGCUCGACCAUCUCUCUUGACCCUAAAACAACUCUCUACGACGACAAAGUCUUGCACACCAACGAGUACGAGGAUCCGGGAACUCAAGGCCCAACUGAGCUCGGAGGCUUCGCACACGCCCUCGAAGAGACGAUGAGCGGCUACACCCACAUCCGCUUUGCAGGUACAAUCGGCUAUGAAAUUCUCUCGACUGGUCCAGUAGGUACCCGCUUCGCCAACAUGUCCGAAGCAGUCAAGAAACCCGCUCCACUGAACCAAGAUCUCUGCAGCAUUUACUUCAAUGAUCCCGUCCCAGCUUUCCUCGAACAAGCUCGCCAGCUUAUGUUCCGUACCGCCUUGACAAUGACCAACACAAGCGAUAUGCAGAAAGUCCAACUCAACCAGAUCCGCACCAUGGGUGUCUACCGAGCGCAAUACGCCUACCUCGGCGCUGCCGUGGGCCUGUCUCUCGCGGCGGUCAUUGUGAUCCUGACCAUGUACAACGGUUUCUGGCUCUUGGGAAGGAAAGUCAGCAUGUCGCCCAUCGAAAUCGCCAAAGCUUUCAAUGCGGAUAUCCUGAAGAAUGAACACCCGAAUGCUGAGGUUGAUGAGCUGGUCAAAGAAGUUGGAUCAAGAGCCGUCAUGUAUGGUGUCACACAAGCUUCAACGUCGGGCUAUGCGCCGGGCGGCUAUGAACAGAAUAAGGACAGCGGAUACAUCCAAGUCAGAUCUGUGAAUCAGGGACAAGAAUUGAGGCUCGAAAUGGCAGACCCUUCGAAGGUUCAGGCACUUGUGGCGAGUUAG